AUGAAGGAGGUAAAUGGCUCAAAACUUGUAUACUUAGACAAUGCUGCAACCUCUCAGAAACCCAUUGCUGUCUUGAAGGCUUUGCAGAAAUAUUAUGAAGCCUACAAUUCAAACGUCCAUCGUGGCAUUCAUUUCUUGAGUGCAAAAGCAACGGAUGAGUAUGGAUCUGCAAGGAUAAAAGUGGCUUCUUUCAUCAAUGCAUCUGAUUCUAGAGAGAUUGUUUUUACCAGAAAUGCUACUGAAGCUAUUAACCUAGUAGCUUUCUCUUGGGGACUUUCAAAUCUAAAACCUGGAGAUGAGGUAAUACUUACAAUUGCCGAACAUCAUAGUGCUAUUGUUCCUUGGCAAUUUGUAGCCCAGAAGACUGGUGUGAUCCUAAAGUUUGUGAGCUUGACUGAAAAUGAAGUUCCUCAUACUGAGCAGUUAAGGGAGAUGCUUUCAACCAAGACAAAAUUACUGGUUGUUCAUCAUGUCUCAAACAUGCUUGGUAGACCUACCCUUCUCUCUUGGAUAGUUUUUGUAUCAACCAUUCCCCAUGCCUUUUUAUCAUACCAUGUCUGGCACGUCAGGAGGAAUGUGAUGCCAGGCAAUUCUUUAGUAGUGUUAAUGUUAACAUAG
Molecule: messenger RNA, 618 nt
Organism: Ilex paraguariensis (yerba mate)
Lineage: Eukaryota; Viridiplantae; Streptophyta; Magnoliopsida; Aquifoliales; Aquifoliaceae
Source: the annotation of a GenBank genome assembly